AUGUCUCUGACCAAGAGAAAUAUAACCAUUGGGGCCACAUUCACCCUCCUGGGUUUUUCAGACUACCGAGAACUGCAAGCCCCCCUCUUCCUGGUGUUUCUGGCCAUCUACAGCUUCAGCAUAGCAGGGAACCUUGGGAUGAUGGUCAUCAUCAAAGUUAACCCCAAACUGCACACCCCCAUGUACUUUUUUCUCAGCCACCUCUCGUUCGUGGAUUUUUGCUAUUCUUCCAUCAUUGCUCCCAAGAUGCUGGUGAACCUGCUUGUAGAAGACAGAACCAUUUCAUUUUCAGGAUGUAUGGUGCAAUUCUUUCUCUUUUGCACCUUUGUGGUGACUGAAUUAAUUCUGUUUGCUGUGAUGGCCUAUGACCGCUCCGCGGCUAUUUGCAACCCUCUGCUCUACACAGUCGUCAUGUCCCAGAGAUUCUGUGCCAUGCUAGUGGUCGUGUCAUAUGCAUGGGGAGUAGCGUGCUCCUUGACUCUCACCUGUUCUGCUGUCAAAUUAUCUUUUCGUGGUUUCAACAUAAUCAAUCACUUCUUUUGUGAGCUUUCUUCCUUGAUUUCCCUCUCUUAUUCUGAUUCUUAUCUCAGCCAGUUGCUUCUUUUCACUGUUGCCACCUUUAAUGAGGUGAUCACAUUGCUUGUCAUUCUCACGUCUUACGUGUUCAUUGUUGUCACCACCUUGAAGAAGCAGUCAGCCGGUGGGCAUCGCAAAGCCUCCCACCUGACCACCAUUAGCAUCUUCCACGGCACCAUCCUCUUCCUUUACUGUGUGCCCAACUCCACAACCUCCAGGCACACAGUCAAAGUGGCCUCUGUGUUUUACAUGGUGGUCAUCCCCAUGUUGAAUUCCUUGAUCUACAGUCUGAGAAAUAAGGAUGUCAAAGACACAGUGAGCAAACUAAUGAAAGCAAAAUUGUAUUCACAUUGA
Molecule: messenger RNA, 930 nt
Organism: Cervus elaphus (red deer)
Lineage: Eukaryota; Metazoa; Chordata; Mammalia; Artiodactyla; Cervidae
Product: olfactory receptor 5D16-like
Exons: 1
Coding region: 1-930 (309 amino acids)
Biological process (GO): G protein-coupled receptor signaling pathway; sensory perception of smell
Cellular component (GO): membrane
Molecular function (GO): olfactory receptor activity; odorant binding
Source: RefSeq, a predicted model, not a curated record